Messenger RNA from Nyctereutes procyonoides (raccoon dog), 993 nucleotides. It is a transcript of the gene KCNMB4, whose product is annotated as potassium calcium-activated channel subfamily M regulatory beta subunit 4. Gene Ontology annotation, cellular component: voltage-gated potassium channel complex; membrane. Gene Ontology annotation, molecular function: potassium channel regulator activity; calcium-activated potassium channel activity. Lineage: Eukaryota; Metazoa; Chordata; Mammalia; Carnivora; Canidae. The record is from RefSeq and is a predicted model, not a curated record. The transcript has 3 exons. Gene Ontology annotation, biological process: potassium ion transport; detection of calcium ion. Bases 1 to 633 code for a protein of 210 amino acids.
AUGGCGAAGCUGCGGGUGGCGUACGAGUACACGGAAGCCGAGGACAAGAGCAUCCGGCUCGGCCUGUUUCUCAUCAUCUCGGGCGUCGUGUCGCUCUUCAUCUUCGGCUUCUGCUGGCUCAGCCCCGCGCUGCAGGACCUGCAGGCCACGGCGGCCAACUGCACGGUGCUGUCGGUGCAGCAGCUCGGCGAGCUCUUCGAGUGCACCUUCACCUGUGGCGCCGACUGCAGGGGCACCGCGCUCUACCCCUGCGUGCAGGUCUACGUGAACAACUCCGAGUCCCACUCCAGGGCGCUGCUGCACAGCGACGAGCACCAGCUGCUCGCCAACCCCAAGUGCUCCUAUAUUCCUCCCUGUAAGAGAGAAAAUCAGAAGAACUUGGAAAAUGUCAUGAAUUGGCAACAGUACUGGAAAGAUGAGAUUGGUUCCCAGCCAUUUACUUGCUAUUUUAAUCAAUUUCAAAGACCAGACGAUGUGCUCCUGCACCGCACGCAUGAUGAGAUUGUCCUCCUGCAUUGCUUCCUCUGGCCCCUGGUGACAUUUGUGGUGGGCGUUCUCAUUGUGGUCCUGACCAUCUGCGCCAAGAGCCUGGCAGUCAAAGCAGAAGCCAUGAAGAAGCGCAAGUUCUCUUAGAGGGGAGUGGUUUUGUGGAAAGCAAAGCACAGAAGCUGCGCUCAUCGGCACACAUCUACCUGCAGAGCCUGUUUCCUGGUGCAGGAGAUGGAAGGGGCUGUGAGAGGUCUCCGAGAGGCUCCUGCCUCGACGGCAGCAGAAACAGGCACAACGGGAAGGCUUGGAUCCUCCUAGAUUGUGUGCCAUGUGUCGUAGCGAUGGCUAAAGGGUCAAGCUCUUAACCCAAUGGAGUAACCAUUUCAGAAAAUCCUAUAAGACGUUAAUUUUCUUUGGAAAGUAACAGUAUAUAAUUGUACAGUGUAGUAUACGAACCAUUAUGAUUUAUGCUACUUAAAAAUAUUAAAAUAGAGUGGUCCGUGG